CCUUCAACAACAACAACAACAACAACAAAAACUUUGAAAAAUCAAAGAAAACAAGAUAAAAUGGGAAAAAAAAGUCCAGAAACGUAAAACAGGUGAAAUACAGAAGGUAAAGUUGACAAUCACUCCCAAAAUUCCGUCUUUCUCUCUCCUCUCUCUAUCUCUCUCUCUCUGCCAACCUCAGUUUUGUUCAGGGGUAGCUGCCACGUUUGUUUCUCCCCAUUUUGAUUUUUUCUAUCUUCCUUUUUUUUUUAUUUUCAUGGCGGCUUCUUUUCCCUCCUUCCUUCUUUGUUCUUGAUUUUUCAAUUUCUGGGUUUUCAAAAAAAAAUUGAUUACUUUUGUGAGUGAAAGUUGACCUAAUCAUCAUCAUUAGUACUAAUCCAAACUACCCAGAAAAAGUUUCAUGGUAGAAACCCCAAAAACCCUUCAAAAAUUCCAGCUUUCUUUUAAAAAGAAGUAGACGGCGGAGGAGGAGGCGGAGAUGGGCAAUUCAUUUGGUUGCUCCGCCUCCGGUGAGCGCCUUGUGUCGGCGGCGAGAGACGGUGAUUUGGUGGAGGCUAAGAUGCUUCUGGAAUGUAACCCGUGUCUUGCUAAAUACUCUACUUUUGGUGGCCUCAAUUCUCCUCUUCAUUUUGCUGCUGCUAAGGGUCACAAUGAGAUUGUGGCAUUGUUGCUUGAGAAUGGUGCUGAUGUCAAUUCCAGAAAUUAUUGUGGACAGACGGCUUUGAUGCAAGCAUGUAGAUAUGGGCAUUGGGAGGUUGUGCAAACUCUUCUGCUCUUUAGAUGCAAUGUUACUAGAGCAGAUUACCUCAGUGGUAGAACAGCUCUUCAUUUUGCAGCUGUUAAUGGACAUGUGAGAUGCAUAAGGCUGUUGUUUGCUGAUUUUGUGCCGAGUGUACCUUUAGAUUCUUUGAAUGGUCUUAUUGCCGAGGGUGGUGAAGGAUCCAAUGGGAAAAACAGUGCUUUGGCAAAAUUUGUAAAUAAGCCAGCUGAUGGUGGUAUCACAGCUCUUCACAUGGCUGCAUUGAAUGGGUAUUUUGACUGCGUUCAGCUUCUCCUUGAUCUUCAGGCAAAUGUAUCAGUUGUGACGUUUCAUUACGGCACUUCAAUGGAUUUAAUAGGAGCUGGAAGUACACCUUUGCAUUAUGCUGCUUGUGGGGGAAAUUUGAAAUGCUGUCAGAUUAUGCUUGCAAGAGGUGCCAGUCGCAUGACUUUGAACUGCAAUGGAUGGCUUCCAGUUGAUGUUGCAAAAAUGUGGGGACGCCUUUGGCUCGAACCUUUACUUGCACCAAAUUCUGAUUCAGUUAAUCCAGUAUUUCCUCCUUCAAAUUACUUGUCUUUGCCUCUAAUGAGUGUACUGAACAUAGCAAGAGAAAAUGGGUUGCAGGCAUCGGUAUCCUCCUUUGAUGAAUCAGAUAAUUGUGCUGUAUGCUUGGAGAGAGCGUGUAGUGUAGCUGCUGAAGGUUGUGGCCACCAACUAUGUGUCAAAUGCGCGCUCUAUCUUUGCUCUACAUGCAACAUUUCUUCCGAGACGGUAGGCCCACCGGGCUCAAUCCCCUGUCCACUUUGCAGACACGGGAUCAUCUCCUUCGUUAAACUUCCGGGUUCUCUCGAAAAAGAGAUAAAACUCCCGCUCUCUCUCGGGUUCUGCACCCCGUGCAUGCUCCAUCCUCGUGAUUCUUCUGAUAGGUCAACCGCAACCUCAACUCCAGACAUCCGGAAAAACCGGGUAGCUUCAGUUUCUUCAGAUAUGUUCUGUCCCGUUUCUUGCAGUCCGUUCCCUUCGGUUACAAUCCCGUUAUGCAACUGCAAUGAGGGCCCGUGCCCGCCGUUUGAACCCCGAGAUUUGGGACGAACGGGUGAGGGUGAGUCACCACCCCGCCAUUCACAAGGGACGGUUGAUUCGGAUAAAAUGGAAGGUCCAAGAAUUGAAAGAACGAGUUGUUCGAGCAUGUUCUGGGGACGAAGGAGCUGCAGCAGAGAACAUCAGUGCAAUUCCGAGAUUAAUGCUUAGGUAAAAAAAUGGUUAAUUUGAUAUUUACCACUGUUUAAGUUUUAGGUUUUUGUAUUUACCACCUUAUAAAAUGUAAUUUCAUACUUACCACCUUAAUUUUAUGAAAUGUUUUAAUUUCACCACCUUUUUAAACGGUUUUCAUCCAACUUUCUAUCCAUAUGGAUGAAAAAUCGGAUGAAAUUCGUUAAAAGGUGAUAGAAUACGAACCUUUUCAUGAAAUUAAGGUGAUAAAUAUGAAAUUACAUUUUAUAAGGCGGUAAAUUUACAAAAACCUGAAACUUAAAAAGGUGGUAAACAUGAAAAAAAUCUUAGUAAAAAUUACACAUGUAUUAUUGUGUGCCUUCAUUCUUCUUCGACGUUUCAUUCGAUUAGCUGUUUGCUGAUGUAUUUAAUAGAAUUAGGGGGGAGGAGAAGUGGUAAUUCUGCUGUAGUGAUUAGGGUUUGAUAAAUUGGGGGGUCUGUAAAUUUUGGUGUCAAAGAAUUGAGUUUGCUGGGAUGCUCCCUUUUCUUUCUA
Molecule: messenger RNA, 2525 nt
Organism: Spinacia oleracea (spinach)
Lineage: Eukaryota; Viridiplantae; Streptophyta; Magnoliopsida; Caryophyllales; Amaranthaceae
Product: E3 ubiquitin-protein ligase XBAT33
Exons: 10
Coding region: 479-2011 (510 amino acids)
Biological process (GO): positive regulation of transcription by RNA polymerase II
Cellular component (GO): nucleus
Molecular function (GO): transcription cis-regulatory region binding; protein binding
Source: RefSeq, a predicted model, not a curated record